This is a messenger RNA of Histoplasma mississippiense, 1503 nucleotides long. RefSeq lists its product with no specific name. The transcript is spliced from 4 exons. Lineage: Eukaryota; Fungi; Ascomycota; Eurotiomycetes; Onygenales; Ajellomycetaceae. Bases 1 to 1503 code for a protein of 500 amino acids. Gene Ontology annotation, cellular component: membrane. Gene Ontology annotation, biological process: transmembrane transport. The record is from RefSeq and is a predicted model, not a curated record. Gene Ontology annotation, molecular function: transmembrane transporter activity.
AUGGUUCCUUUGGGUGGCAGAAGAGCAGUGGAGGUUGCCGAUACUUACGGCCUAAUAUUCUGGGUACUACCUCCACUUUUCCCAUUCACGAUUGCAUUCGGGGGAGUCGUUGUGCCGCAGAUAAAUCUCGCCUUGACAUUGAUUUGCCGCCAAUAUCUAUCCGACACGGCGAUAGAAGACCCUACCUUUACUUUUGCUCCCGUCAUCUUUGGAGACACGAACCCGCAAUGUCGGAUUCCCGAGAUCCAAUCCCGAGCCUCGAGACUUCAACUACAACUGAACUUAAUAUCUGGUAUCCUCGCAGCCAUCACAAGCCCGAGACUUGGGACUCUAACCGAUGGCUAUGGCAGAACUAAGAUCAUUGCCCUCUCGGGAUUUGGCAUGUUUCUCGGCCAACUUGUCAUGGCGAUGGUGGCGGCUCAAGAUGGUAGGAUAUCGGUCAAUAUUUUGCUCCUAGCAGCGAUGUUUGAUGGAUUGUUUGGAUCCUUCACGACAGCGGUAGCUCUUACUCAGUCAUACGCGGCAGAUUGCGUACCGCCACAUAACAGAAACGUAGCAUUCGGAUAUUUCUAUGGCAUUUUAUUUGGUGGCAUUGCUCUGGGUCCCUUGCUUGCUGGAUAUUUCAUCAAGUGGACGGGCAAUAUUCUUUACCUAUUCUAUUCCGUCUUAGGUUGCCUGCUAUUCUUCAUCCUAUUUAUGCUUUUCGCUGUGCCGGAGUCACUGUCGGAAGCUCGCCAAUUGGCUAAUCGCAAGAGUCAAGGGAUAGGCCCUCUCAAGUUCCAUCAAGUUCCUUCCUGGUCGCGAGGGGAUUUUAAUCCGCUGAACCUUUUGAAGCCCCUCUCUAUCCUGUUCCCAAGCUCCACGAGCUCACUCGGCGGACGCUCCCUUCGCGAAUUACGAAUUAAUCUCAUAAUCCUUGCAUCCAUGGACGCUGUUCUCUUCGGCGUCGGGAUGGGGACUAUGUCGAUCAUCGUGAUUUAUUCCGAGUACAUGUUCGACUGGGGCAAUUUUGAGUCUAGCAUCUUCGUGUCCGUAGCCAGCUCUGUCCGAGUGGUUAUGCUACUUGUGGCUCUUCCAACAAUAACUCGUCUGGUCCGUGGCCCGCUUAGCCAAAGGAGUCAGGUCAACACUGGCUCCGACAUGCUGGAUAUAAUCAUAAUCAGAAUAUCUACGAUAAUCGAUCUGAUCGGAUAUCUCGGGUACUGCAUUGUUCGGACUGGUGGGCUGCUGCUCCUCUCCGGCGCGUUCGCGUCGAUGAGUGCAAUGGCUUCGCCAACGCUCACGUCCUCGUUGACGAAGCAUAUCCCCGCUAAUAGGACCGGCCAGCUGCUAGGUGCGCUUGGUCUGCUUCAUGCACUUGCGCGCGUGGUGGCGCCGACAAUUUUCAACUUGAUAUACAGCUCAACCGUCGCGAUGGCAUCCUUUUUCAUUAAACCGCAUGUAUAUAUGGACGACAACUUUGAGCCACAAGAUGACAACCUGGAGGCAGGAGAGCAAGAUUAG